Molecule: messenger RNA, 2960 nt
Organism: Carassius carassius (crucian carp)
Lineage: Eukaryota; Metazoa; Chordata; Actinopteri; Cypriniformes; Cyprinidae
Product: nuclear GTPase SLIP-GC-like
Molecular function (GO): GTPase activity
Source: RefSeq, a predicted model, not a curated record
AUAUGUUCAUAUUGAAGAAUGUGAAGCAGAUCAUGGCAGAAGUUAAAAUUAGAAUUCAAAAUAUUAACAGCACAGACAAAACAUCAACUGAACAAAAAAACAACAUAUUAGAUGUCAUUGCAAAAAUGGACAAGAUGGAUAGGCAAAGAAGAAAGGAAACCAUUGGUGUUUUUGGAAAGAUAGGAGAAGGAAAAAGCUCCCUAUUAAAUGCCAUCUUGGGAUUAGAUUAUUUCCUGCCAUCUGGUAGUUUUGGUUCCUGUACAUCUGUUGUUACUCAUGUGGAAGCAAAUCUGAUCGAUUCCAACUACACAGCAGAGAUUGAACUCAUCUCUAAAGAGGAAUGGGAAAAUGAGAUUACUUCAACUGACAACAGGACUGAAACUGUUAUAGAAAGAAUCACUGCACUGUAUGGAGCUGAUGCAGAUAAGAAAACACUGGAAGAACUAAAGAGAGAUAAAAAAUAUGCCGAAAUUGAUAACUUUUUGUCUACCGAAAAAAAAAUUAUUUCACACACUGAAGUAAGGGAAUUUACCAAUGAUGUUGAACGUUACAUACAACACAAUGACUGGUACUGGCCUCUUGUGAAAAGUGUGACAAUCAAGAUACCAAACUGUCGUGAACUCCUGGAACACAUUGUGCUUGUUGAUCUUCCUGGGACUGGAGACUGCAACAAAAUUAGAGAUGACCUGUGGAAAACUAAACUGAGAGAGUGCUCUUCUAUGUGGAUCGUAAGUAAUAUCAAUCGAGCUAUUGAUGACAAAGACCCCUGGAGUAUAAUACAGCACUGCAUUCAAGACCUGGGACCAGGAGGAGAGUGCAGAAACAUUGACUUCAUCUGUACUAAAACUGAUGAAAUUGUGCCGAAAGAAUAUCUAAGAUCUGUACGCCACCCUGGAGACAAAAUGUCUUUAGACAAGAACCCAACGGGGUGCAUAAUUCAUAGGAACAACCGUGCAAAGGAAAUUGUGAAAAAGAAGUUUGAAAAUCUUGACAUCAUGAAAUCAAAAGCCAGAUUCAUAACUGACGUCUUCACUGUCAGCUCCAGGGCAUACUUAGAUAAAAAUCCACAUCUGGAACCUGCUGAAACAGAAAUCCCAAAGCUGCAGGACUUUCUGAAGAACACUAACAGGAGAAUUAACAGAGAACUGACCAGAGAUUAUGUCAAUGAAGCAAAGGGAGUUUUGUCCUUCAUUCAAAGUGUCCAACUAGAUACAGAUGAAAAAAUGGUGGAGAAAAAAGCUGAAGUCCAUGAAGCUUUGCUGAAGAAUCUAGAAAAGGCACUGAAGGAGUUGGAUUGUCAGUUGGAUUCACUUUCUAAGAUUUUGGAUCAAUGUCUCUCAAAAGGAGUGGAGGAAUCAGUGGAACAGUGUGUUAACACUAAAAACUCCAUGAUGGCAUCUGUUACACCUGAUGAUAAAAGGGGAUUCCAUAAAACCCUUCAAGCAUUGUACAAGAACAAAGGAUACUAUUGGCCAAAGAAGUGGGAUGGACCCCUUGAUCUAAACAUGUGCUUGGCCAAACACAUGCACGACAACAUCGAUGAGAAAUUUAAUUUAAUUUUCCCUGUUGAUGGCAAUAACAAAACAGGAAAAUCAGUGCAGGAACAGAUCGAUAAAUUCAGUAUCAUCCAAAGUGGCACUGCUUACUCACCAUCUUCCAUGCUAUACCACAUGGAAAACUUCAUCAAAACAGAGGAAACCAAAGUGAAGGCAUUGCUCAAAAGAGAAGUUGUUGCGAGAAAGAAGGAAAUCUACUCCUCAAUCCAGAAAACAAUUCAGAAUCAAAUGACUGCUGGCUAUGAAAAAGCUGCAAAGUUGACAGGAGAUAAAGCAAUGGAGAGGAGGGAGAAACAAAUAACAGACACAAUUGAAUUGUUAAAACACAGCAUGUUCGAAGAUGCAAAAAUGGAAGUUCUGAAUCAGUUCAAGGAUUUAAAAGAGCAUAUAUGCAAGACCCUUGAAUCUGAGCUCAAGAGAUCAGUGGAACGCUCACUUUCACAAACCAGCAGAACCCCUCUGAUGGAUGUCACUGGAAAGAUUGAAAGGAUGGAGAGUCUGUCAAGAUCUGUCAUCUGACUCGUCGUUUAAAAGCAGCAUCUCAGCAUUUUACAGUGAAAGUUCUUUUUAAGAUAAAUUGAUUUCUAUUAUAAAGCAUGCUUAAAGCUCUAUUAUUAUUAAUAUUAUUAUUAUUAUUUCUAGUUCUUUAAAUUGUUCAACUAAACUUUUGAUUGUGUAACUAAUAGUCUAAGAAAAACUAUUUUUAGGUGUAGACUAAUGCUGUUAUUAAUGAAUACAACUAAACGUAGGCUGAAGUAGAAUAUGUUAGUUGUUAGGUCAGUGGACCCAAUAAAUAUGGUGCACUCCCUUGACCAAUCCCCAACAAGAAGCCUAAACAAAGAACCAGGUAAACUAGAAAUUCAUCUUGGAUGAUUUACAUGUACAAGUUGUACAAAGAAAAUGGGACAAACAAGAAACAAAAGACGGAAACAUUAAGAAAGAAGAAGGACAAACCAGGACCAUCAGGAGAUCACUUCUAAAAUAAGAAGAAUGAUAAGAUUAAUUAGACCACAAGAAAGAAUAAAUAAUAAAUUAAUGAAAAUGUUAAAAGGAAUGACUGUGUGUAGUAGAUUGUAUUUUGAGAUGGGAAGACGAGAUUGACAAGAUUUGUUAGAUGAGAUCGAGGCCCCAAUGCGGUCUCUGGAAAUAGCACUUCUUACCAGACCUCCAGUCAAAGUGAGAAAGAGAAUAGGUGUCUCUGGCUUGAGGCUAACAAUGGUUAUAGAAAAAUAUGAUUAAAUGUAUGUCUUGCUUUACAAGUAGUUAGGUGUUGAAUUUGCAAAAUGAAAGCCUUUGAAAUUCCAACCUGCAUAUAUAUCUUGUGUUCUGGUGACUAUAGCAUCCAAGAGGUUACUGCAGAGUUAAAACUUAGUGGGUGUGUGUUAAUCUUCUCUUUUAUGUACA